AUCAAACUAAUAUCCUAGCAUCACGUAUAUCAACACGGGGACUUCAGCCACGUCUAGCUUUCCCUACGAAUGUAAACCAGAGCGAUGUGAAUCACCAUGAGUGUAGGUAUGGGGUAGGGUUGCUGAUUCUGCACAAUGUCGUCGACUUUGUCAGUGGUAGAAUGCAGGCCCCCAAUGACACCGCGAGAAGGGUCCUACCCGCAACUCAGGAACAAGAGCAAGAUAGCUAAGGGAUGUCACCUGUCAUCUGUCACACGACUGUCGGUCAAUAACUCCAACCACUCGUUCGACCCUAAUGUGUGUCCAGUUCAGGGAUCGUCUUUCCCUGGAGGGUUCCACACUCAGAAGUACACGGCACCGCAGAACUCGCCAAGGAACAGACCCAGCACCCCUAGGAGUACUUUCAAGGAGGAUCAGAGCAUCUCUGCGACACCCGACGGCCCUCCCAAGGAUGAUCGACCCCUCAGUGUCGUGGGAGGGAGAUUCAGUUCUCUCUCUGGAACGACGUCGCGUGCUAUAUCCAGAGUGUCGUCCAAUGUCCCCCCAGGUCGCACGGGGACAACCGCAUCAUUCUACAAGCCACCCAAGGAUCUGUCGGAGAUUGUGCUGGCGUAUGAUGAUAGUGGGGAGGGAGAACCGAACGGACCUCCCCCGACCCCAUCCGAGUGCUCCAUCAGCAGCUUCAAGGUUGACGGUCUGAGGAUAGGGUCGGUGUGCGAGACAAGGUGUACCCAGGUUCAGAGCAGUAGAGAUUUCAACCCUGGAUACGUGAAACGAGUCAGCUACUGCUGUGAUAAAUGCGCUGACCGAAUGACUUGCCACGAGUCGUUGGUGAUGGACUCGAGCUCGCCCUUCUACGCCUACCAGAGGUACACAACGGCGGACAACCUGGAGCGGUGUACGUCACACUACACUCCCAUCUCUGACGACAUUCACAAGUUCCUCGAGUCGUCGCUGUCCUGUUCGCUGGAUGAUGAACAAAAACGCCAAGUCUCCAGGUUGUGGGUCAAUAAAAGUCCCGAGGACCCGGUGAAGCCGUCAUCCUCUCCCACAGAGGAGGAACAUCUCGACAGCUGUAAUGCAGCGUACUCUUCCUCAUCAGAUGUGUUGGAUGAGAAAGGAGAACAGGAACUCACAGUUAGUGAUUUGGACAAUAAUAAGAAACCUCUGGUAGAGAAAAAGUAUAACGAUGGAGUAAGCCAUGUCAAUCUAUCGACUCCCGAACAGACAACAGUAGAUAAAGAGACUAAAGAACACAUGGAGAAAACGCCAGAUAGGAGCCAGACAGCAAUUAUAAACAAUGUGCAACCGUCUGUGAAAGCGAAAUGUGAAAAGGAAGAGCCUUCUUUCUGGUCCUUAGAUUGGAAACCUCCGACUCAAGUAGAACCAUACCAGGACGAAGAGCGGAUGGGAUCUCCUUGUAAAAGUAUGUCUUACAAUAGAGAUAGUUUGCGAGAGCAGGAUGUUAUUGCGCUGCCAUCAAUCAAUGUUAAAACAAAGCCCAAAAGUGUACUGUCUCGGACCACGGUCGCCGAGAGAGGGGGUUCAAAACUUACUCCCAAUGAGAUUAACAGUAACUCAAACACGUGUGAUGACACAACACCCAACCUGCAGGACGACAAAUCUCCAACAGUAUUCGACAGUGCCAAGGUCAAGCAGGUGUUACAAGAGUGUGCAGAUAUUAUAGAUGUUCCCAAGCGGCAGUUCUUACCCGAGCUGAACACCGUGCCGGACAGCAUCGAGUUGUGUUACACACCAAUUGUUGAUAAACGCUACAACAGAUGGAAGCGGAGAAGGCGUAAACGGAACAUAGGAGAUGAGUCAGGGUACAAAACUGUCUCACCCUGUGAAAGUUCCUCUGAAGAAAAUAGGGACAAUAAGACCAAUGAUCCGCCUCUGUCGAAUGUUAAACUUCGCAGGCGACGAAGACUGCCCGAGGAGGAUGACUUUGGGUACCACGGAUCCAAUAGCAAUCUACAUGAUCUUCACUACGAUGCAAGCUGCGAGUUUAUGUCGUCCGACAAAGAUUUUACCUCGUAUAACACGCAAACGGGUGUAACCACGAGUGGUAGCAAUUCCAAUGGUACUAUCGAGGAACACAAGGAGAGGAUACGGACUGCUUUAGAACAGAGAGCGAAAGAUACGCUACAACAAGAAGUGUUCCACGGCGGAUCCUACAGCGGGCGGGAGGAAGAACAUGGCCUCACCCCUGAUCUGGGCAAUUCCCCUCUUCAGACCACCCAGAUAACUAUAGCCAGAAAGUCAAACACGCCCCCGCUCCCAACAGCCAAGACUGAGGAAGAAGAAAACCUCACCAAAUCGACUCCCAAACUUCCAUUGUUCAAGGCUAAGAAAACAACCUACGCAAGAAAGGCCAUGCCAUUCCAGGAAGACCCGAGCAGAUUUGUUAAGCCAAUAGACCGAAGUCUGGUUUACCAUGCGUCUAGUGACAGCGGCGCCAUUGUCAAAUUAGACAAUUCUAAUCCAUCGGGUGACUCCCAUGGCCAAUCGCCCUCUGGACUUUUUAGAGUCAGAAUGGACAAGUCAUCCAAGGAGAGACUGCUCCUAUCUAGAAUGGCGAGACAUAAAGUCGUAGCCGGAAAUCUAAUCCCACGGAAACGGCCUGUAUCGGAGGUAAAGCUGCCUUCAAGCUCGGCCACCAACAGGAACAUAUCAAACCUGUCCCUGAAUCAUCUCCUUCAGACCAUCCCUAAACAAAGCACCAGCAAAAACAAGCUUGUCGAAGGCAACAACGCCGCAAAGAAACAGGACAAUAGUCACAAAAAGGAACCAGGCGUACUAGCCCCAGAAGUGGUGGGCUUACAGAAAAGAACCGAAGAUUCUACAGUAGAAACAGCGAAGAAAGAACUGAAGCGAUCCCGUAAAAAGAAGUUCACAUUUCCCAAGAAGCCGUUACUUGACAUGAUGAACAAGGCAUACUUUCGAGAAAUUGAACGCAAGUUGAAGAAUCGUGAAAUUAAUAGGCUCGGGAACGUUUCGUCACUAUCAUUUACACCAUCGUUUUCCUACUCAUUGUUUGAACUUCCGGAGAUAUAUAAGAAAUACAACAAGGAGAUUGAGAGUCGGGUGUCCAUGGCUUGGCCAGUGUCGGAGAAAUAAAAGUGACAUAACUAAAGAGGACCACGUUUUUUGAUGGGUGUAAACAGUGCGGUAUAAACGAAAUCUAACAAUGCCUGGAGUGUUUACAUCGAGAUUAUUAACGAUGCUGUUUUUUUAAUGAAAAUGUCAUGAUUUUUUGCACACGGCAAUGUUAUCAGUGCGUUAUCGUGCGCUCUUGGUAAAACAAUUAAAACCAUUUCUAAAAUAUGAA
Mizuhopecten yessoensis (Yesso scallop) is the source of this 3331-nucleotide messenger RNA. RefSeq lists its product as uncharacterized. The transcript is spliced from 12 exons. Bases 136 to 3120 code for a protein of 994 amino acids. The record is from RefSeq and is a predicted model, not a curated record. NCBI's taxonomy places the organism in Eukaryota, Metazoa, Mollusca, Bivalvia, Pectinida, Pectinidae.